AAACAGGUUUGCAUCAGAGGUGGUGGAGGUGUGGUUAGUUAGCUGUUAAAACCGAGCGCGCCAAGGGGCAGGCAUCCAUCCAUCCAUCAGCACCGUCACCACAAGCCCACACCCACACACACCGUUGGCGCGCGCGUCGCGUAGCUCACUUUACACCUACCUUGAGGUUCCGUUCCACGGCCGUGGCGCUGUGCCCGGCGCGGGGUGGCUGCCGCCAUGGCUUUUGCUUUGUAAAACUGGUGGUGAACCAGUGGCAGUGAUGAAGUCAUGACCAGGGGAAGAGGGAGGCCUGCCAGCCUAAACCUUUUUCCCACCAACUCAGCCCUCUAGAAGGCCUCCCCGAUCCAGUCAAGUGCCUAUAAAAUCCAGCCCCUUCACCCACCCUUCGCUCGCAGCAGCAACAACCUCCACUGCUGCAACUCACCGAGAGGGAAGGGAAAGAAAGCGGCGGCAAAAGGGAGGAGGAACAGCGGAGGAAAAGGAUCAAGAAAUCAUCGGCUGGUCGGCGUCGGUCGUCAUGGGGAGGUCGCCGUGCUGCGAGAAGGCGCACACCAACAAGGGCGCCUGGACCAAGGAGGAGGACGACCGGCUCGUUGCGUACAUCAAGGCGCACGGCGAGGGGUGCUGGCGCUCGCUGCCCAAGGCCGCCGGUCUCCUGCGAUGCGGCAAGAGCUGCCGACUCCGGUGGAUCAACUACCUCCGGCCCGACCUCAAGCGCGGCAACUUCAUGGAGGAGGAGGACGAACUCAUCAUCAAGCUCCACAGUCUCCUCGGCAACAAAUGGUCCCUGAUUGCUGGGAGGCUGCCGGGAAGGACAGACAACGAGAUCAAGAACUACUGGAACACGCACAUCAGGAGGAAGCUGCUGAGCCGGGGGAUCGAUCCAGUAACCCACCGGCCGAUCAACGAGCACGCAUCCAACAUAACCAUAUCGUUCGAGGCUGCGGCGGCGGCGGCGGCGGCGGCGCUGGAGGAGAAGGGCGCCGUGUUCCGGCUAGAGGAGGCGAAGGCGACGUCGAUCAGCCGCGACCAGAACCUCGCCGACUGGGGCCAGGGGAAGCCGCUCAAGUGCCCCGACCUGAACCUGGACCUCUGCAUCAGCCCCCCGUGCCAGGAGGAGCCCAUGAAGCCGGUGAAGAGGGAGACCGACCUCUGCUUCAGCUGCAGCCUGGGGCUCCCCAAGAGCACCGAGUGCAAGUGCAGCAACUUCCUGGGGCUCAGGUCCGCCAUGCUAGACUUCAGAAGCCUUGAGAUGAAAUGAGCAUCUCCUUCCUCUCUUCGUUGUCACUUGGAUAUGUGGUUAGCCUGUAGGUGAAAUUGUAGUGAGUGAAAGGGCGAUAAGGAAAAAAAAAAAGGUGAGGAUUUGUGCCUUGUGUCGCCAA
This is a messenger RNA of Phragmites australis (common reed), 1382 nucleotides long. RefSeq names its product MYB31 transcription factor31-like. The transcript has 2 exons. Lineage: Eukaryota; Viridiplantae; Streptophyta; Magnoliopsida; Poales; Poaceae. Bases 518 to 1261 code for a protein of 247 amino acids. The record is from RefSeq and is a predicted model, not a curated record.